UCGUCGUCUCGCCGUUGCCAAUAUGGCGCCGCCGGCAAAGAGUGUCGAUGAGCUGGUGCAACAUAUUUCGUUACACACGCGAAAACCAUUCCUCUUGGAUGGCUGCGUGAGCCCGUUCUUGACUUUAUACACAGCGUGGCUGUACCUGUGGACGUGCGUGUAUGGUGUGUCUGAGUACUACGAAGCUGGACUAAUCGCGCUCGCCUGCCUCGGCGUCGUGCACAUACUGACGUGCUUGUUUUGUCACUGGUCGGUGCACGUUCGCUGCCUUCUGUCCUGCAGCAGGGAAACAAACCCAACGAAGGCAGUGCUUGCAAAAGUCGUGCCCACACCCAACAAUGGCUCAGCGGAGCUGGUCUGCCUUCAUGUGGACAUGGUGCCAGGUGAAGAGGAACCGUCAGUGUGGUUUCUCUUCCAGAAGACAAAGUACCUGUACAGCUUUGAGCGCAAGGCCUUCCGGGGGAUCGAGUUCCCCACAGGGAUGCCCCUGCGCCACUACCAGGAGUGCAAGGGCUACGUGGAUGACGCCGACCUGGCAGCGGCCGAACGCCAAUACGGCAAGAACGACUUGGAGCUGGAGGUGCCUGAGUUUGGUGCGCUGUUCAAGGAGCGUGCCACGGCGCCCUUCUUUGUGUUCCAAGUGUUCUGCGUGGCACUGUGGUGCCUGGAUGAGUUCUGGUACUACAGUGUGUUCACCCUGUUCAUGCUGGUUGCAUUUGAGUGCACCCUGGUGCAGCAGCAACUGCGCAAUCUUUCCCUAAUCCGCAAGAUGGGCAACAAGCCGUAUAUGAUCCAGGUCUACAGAAACAGGAAGUGGAGACCUAUUCUAAGCUGCGAUCUCAUUCCCGGUGACAUUGUGUCUAUAGGUGAGUCUCUGAACCAAAUUUGGCGCUCUUGCAUGCUCAAUCAGUGUCGUGCGUGUGCCUCACAGGAGCCCGUGGAGGAGCUGGAUCCGGAACAGCUGCUGGACAUGGAGGCGGACGGCCGGCUGCAUGUGCUCUUCGGAGGCACCAAGGUGCUCCAGCACACACCCCCUGCCAAGGCCAGCACAGGACUCAGGCCCUCGGACAAUGGUUGUGUGGCAUACGUGCUGAAGACAAGCUUUGGCACGGCCCAGGGCAAGCUGCUGCGCACCAUCCUGUUUGGAGUCAAGCGGGUGACAGCCAACAACCUCGAGACAUUUGCAUUCAUCCUGUUCUUGCUUCUGUUUGCUGUUGCUGCCGCCUCCUAUGUUUGGAUCAAAGGUACUGAGGACCCCACACGCAACCGCUACAAGCUGUUCCUGGAGUGUGCACUGAUCCUCACUUCGGUGGUGCCCCCUGAGCUGCCCAUCGAGCUCUCCCUGGCUGUGCACACCUCGUUGCUUGCAUUGACCCGACUCGGGGUGUACUGCACGGAGCCCUUCCGGAUCCCAUUUGCUGGCAAGAUUGAAAUCUGCUGCUUUGACAAGACUGGGACACUCACCUCGGACAGUCUCGUUGUUGAGGGCAUAGCAGGGCUCAAGGGGUGUCCCGAGAUCUGUGCCGUCUCGGAGGCUCCUGCUGAGAGCAUCCAGGUGUUGGCCUCCUGUCAGUCCUUGGCCCAGCUGGAUGACGGCCUGGUGGGCGACCCAUUGGAGAAGGCCACGCUCACUGCCAUUGAGUGGAACCUCACAAAGGGAGACUGUGUGGUUCCCAGGCGGGGUCGUGCCCCCGGCCUGAAAAUCUUCAGCCGCUUCCACUUCAGCAGUGCCCUCAAGCGCAUGUCGGUGGUGGCAGGCUUUGCGGCCCCUGGGGCAAUGGAGACCACCUACAUUGCGGCCGUUAAGGGUGCCCCCGAGACCCUGAAGGGCAUGUUUGCCCGUGUUCCCGAGGACUAUGACGAGGUGUACCUGCGGAUGUCGCGCCGUGGUGCCCGAGUGCUGGCCAUGGGACGCUGUGUGUUGGGACAAUUGAGUCAUCAGCAGGUGCGAGACCUUACACGGGAUACAGUAGAGCGGAACCUGGACUUUGUUGGAUUUCUAGUGAUUUCAUGCCCACUCAAAAGUGACUCCCUCACCGUCAUCAAGGAGAUCCAGGCCUCCAGCCAUCAUGUGUGCAUGAUCACAGGUGAUGCACCGCUCACCGCAUGCCACGUGGCCCAAGAGCUCAACUUCAUCUCCUCUCAACAAGCGACGCUCAUCCUCACAGAGUGCGGAGACGAUAGAUGGGAGUGGGUUAGCAUUGACGAGGCUGAGCGAAUUCCCCUGGACGAGUCGCUGAGUGAUCACAGUCUUUGUGUCAGAUACAACCUCUGCAUCACUGGUGAGGGCUUGGCCUACCUGACAGCUACAGCCAAUAGCUUCCUGAGGAGGAUGCUGCCCCAUGUCCGAGUGUUUGCCCGUGUCGCGCCAAAACAAAAGGAGCAAGUGAUAACAGCACUCAAGAGCCUCGGAUUCUUUACCCUCAUGUGUGGCGAUGGGACCAACGAUGUGGGUGCCUUGAAACAUGCCCACGUAGGAGUGGCCCUCCUGGCCAAUGCGCCGGUGCCUCAGGGCAAGCGCAAGAAAGACGAGGUCGCCGCGGACUCGGCAGACGGCGUACCAGAUGCGGUGAGCUCCCGCUUGGAGGCCAUGGCCGCCCGCGGUCGCCCGGGGAAACGGCCCGAUGGCAAGCCCACUGCAGGGCCCCGACCAGGAUCUCGAGCUGACAAGAUGGCAGACGCCCAGAGGCAGCUACAGAAGCUGCUCAAGGACCUGGAGGAACAGGACCAGGCACAGGUGGUCAAGCUCGGUGAUGCUAGUGUUGCAGCACCUUUCACCUCCAAGCUGUCCUCCAUCCAGUGCAUCUGCCACGUGAUCAAGCAGGGCCGGUGCACGCUAGUGACGACCCUGCAGAUGUUCAAGAUCCUAGCGUUGAACGCUCUGGUGCUAGCAUACAGCCAGAGUGUGCUCUACCUGGAUGGCAUCAAGUUCAGCGACACGCAGGCCACACUGCAGGGGCUCCUCCUGGCGGGAUGCUUCUUCUUCAUCUCGCGUUCAAAGCCUCUGAAGGUCCUUUCCCACGAGCGUCCAUUGCCCAACAUCUUCAACGCGUACACCCUGCUGACAGUGCUACUCCAGUUUGCAGUGCACUUUGCCAGCCUUGUCUACCUCGUCCAGGAGGCUACUGCACGAUCACCACCUCGGCCUGAGAAAUUUUCUGAUCGGGACGACGAGUUCAAGCCGUCCCUCCUAAACAGCACUGUGUACAUCAUAUCCAUGGCGCUGCAGGUGUCUACGUUUGCCAUCAACUAUAGGGGCUACCCAUUCAUGGAGAGGCUGAGCGAAAACAAGCCACUGCUGUACAGCCUGCUCAUAUCGGGUGUUUCAGUCGUUGCCCUCGUGGCUGGCGUGGCACCAGAUGUGGCCAAGCAGUUUGAAAUAGUCCAGUUUCCUGGAGAUAUGCAGCGGAUCAUUCUGCAAGUGCUGGCCUUCGACCUUGUCUGCGCAUUUGUUGUUGAUCGCGCCUGUCUUUUUAUCUUCGGCCAGGCGAAGCUGCGCAACUCUUGAGCGAUGUGUGAAGUGCAGUGGCCUUCCCGCAUAAGCCACGAAGAAUGCAUGCUUUGUUUCCUCUCCAACA
Messenger RNA from Dermacentor silvarum, 3578 nucleotides. RefSeq names its product endoplasmic reticulum transmembrane helix translocase. NCBI's taxonomy places the organism in Eukaryota, Metazoa, Arthropoda, Arachnida, Ixodida, Ixodidae. The record is from RefSeq and is a predicted model, not a curated record. The transcript has 24 exons. Gene Ontology annotation, molecular function: ATP hydrolysis activity; ATP binding; P-type ion transporter activity. The coding region runs from base 23 to 3508 and encodes 1161 amino acids. Gene Ontology annotation, biological process: intracellular calcium ion homeostasis. Gene Ontology annotation, cellular component: endoplasmic reticulum membrane.